Priapulus caudatus is the source of this 1452-nucleotide messenger RNA. Its product is annotated as galactosylceramide sulfotransferase-like. Gene Ontology annotation, molecular function: galactosylceramide sulfotransferase activity. The coding region runs from base 232 to 1452 and encodes 406 amino acids. The transcript has 3 exons. Gene Ontology annotation, biological process: glycolipid biosynthetic process. The record is from RefSeq and is a predicted model, not a curated record. NCBI's taxonomy places the organism in Eukaryota, Metazoa, Priapulida, Priapulimorpha, Priapulimorphida, Priapulidae. Gene Ontology annotation, cellular component: membrane.
AGCAGCAGCAGCAAUAAUAGCAACAGCAGCAGCAAUCUCCAUACGCGUGAAAAAGUUUUGAGGCAUUUCGAUCGCCUCUAUAAAUAUACGCGGCCGCAUAGGCAAGUACUAUGCGUGCUUAUCGUAAGCCACUCAGAAGUAGACGGAAAAAAGUUAUGCCACUCAGGAGUACAUUACGCGUGCAUCUAGAACGUAUAUAGCCUCCAUGAACAGCUUGAAGUAUUGGUGAUUAUGAAGUUAAAGAGGAAAAUCGGCAUCGUCGGCACCUUGGGAGUGUUGGCCACUAUGGCAUACUUCAGUCUGCUACAUCUUGAAACGACCAUGAUCGUAGAUAUGAGAAGACUGUUCAGGAGCAACCUGACAUUUGCUACAACGUGUCCGAGCAUGCAGGUGCGAGAUGACGUCACGGUGACCUCACGGCGACCCGCCCGCACGUGUGAGGAGGUUCAGCAUGUUGUCUUCGCAAAGACGCACAAGUGUGGUAGCGAUACGUUAGCGAUCGUCUUCAUGAGAUUCGCAGACGAGCGAAACCUGACGAUCAUGCUACCGACGGGUGAAUGGAACCUGAACUGGCCGGGCACGCUCAGAAAGGGCGUCUACCACGAACCCGAAACGCGAUACUUCGACGUGCUCACACUUCACACCGUCUACAACAGAAGCACAAUCGCUCCUUUAUUCCCGCCCGACACGAAACACGUGACCAUCCUGCGCGAGCCGUAUGCGCAGUUCGCGUCGGCGUUCAACUACUUCGGCGUCGGCAACAAGAUGAAAACGACGAAAAACGUGUCGUCGCAGGCGGAAAAAUUUGAACUGUUUCUCAGCGAUCCAGACUCCUACCUAAAGCAACACUACUGGCCGCACCUCCCCAACUUCAUGUCAUUCGACCUUGGCUUCAAGCCGACGACGAAUCACACCGGCGGCGACGCGCGACGCUUCGUGCGCAACGUCGUCGCCGAUUUCGACCUCGUCAUGAUCAUGGAGUACUAUCACGAGUCGCUCGUGCUGCUGCGGCGCCGAUUCUGCUGGCACGUUGCCAGCAUUCUCUUCAUCACGAAGAACAAGAGCUGGCGUCGCGUGUUCGCGAGCGCCGCUGACCGAGAGAGGGCGGAAUCGUUGCGCGCUCUGUACGCCCGCUGGAGUCCCGUUGACAUCGCCCUCUACGCUCACUUCAACGCGUCUCUGUGGGAAAGCAUCGCGAAAGAGAAGUCCUUCGCCGAAGAAGUAUGGUACUUCACCGAGCUCAACCAACGAGUGAGCGUGUACUGCCAGAAAGUGAUCAUGCGACUGAAUCCUCCGCCCGAGGAAUUCAAUGUUCCCGAGUCCCCGUGGGAUGCCGCCUUCAAUGUCACGUCGGCGAUGUGCGCGCGCAUGCGUCGAAACCUGCUCGCUUACAUAGCGAGCGAAAAGGCAAAAGCCGGGCUAAAUAAGCUAGUAGUGCCCACAGGCACUUGA